GAAUCACUGAGACCAAGUCUGCUGGAGGAGAACUGACACUGAGCUGAAAGAAGAACAGGAGACAGAGCUGCUGUGCCUGAAGAAUGCUGUGGUUUGUGGAGCUGAUCUGUGCUCUGAGCCUGGGAGGGCAUGCUGUGGCAGCACAGAGAGAUGGGGAAAUUAUCAGUCAGAUUAAAAUGACAAACCUCGCCUUGGCUGAAAUUAAAGAGCUGCUCAAACAACAAAUUAAAGAGGUUAUAUACUUAAAAAACACAGUCAUGGAGUGUGAAGCCUGUGGGACGGGAGGUUUCCAGCCUCGUCCUUCCUGUGUGCCAAACCCCUGCCACCCUGGGGUCAAGUGUACCGAGACUCCUCAAGGCAUUGUCUGUGGCCCCUGCCCUGAUGGUAUGGAGGGCAAUGGUACUGAAUGCACAGAUGUGGAUGAGUGCACCGUGAAGCCCUGUCACAUGGGUGUCCGCUGCAUCAACACCUCCCCUGGUUUCCGCUGCGGUUCCUGUCCUGCUGGGUACACUGGACCUCAGGUCCAGGGCGUCGGUCUCACCUACGCCUCUGCUAACAAACAGGUGUGCAAGGAUAUUAAUGAGUGUGAAGGUCUCAACAAUGGAGGCUGUGUGAAGAACUCUGUAUGCCUGAACACCCCGGGUUCGUUCAGGUGUGGUGGCUGUAAGCCUGGCUACAUUGGGGAUCAGCGAAGUGGCUGCAGACCGGAGAGAAUGUGUGGGGACGGCCAACCCAGCCCCUGCCACGAGAAGGCAGAGUGCAUUGUUCAUCGAGACGGGACUCUGGAGUGUCGGUGUGGCGUCGGAUGGGCUGGAAAUGGUUACCUCUGUGGUCCUGACACUGACAUUGAUGGUUUCCCUGAUGAGAAAGUCAGCUGUCCUGAGCUGAACUGCAACAAAGACAACUGUCUUACUGUGCCCAACUCCGGCCAAGAGGAUGCUGACAGAGAUGGUAUUGGAGAUGCUUGUGAUGAUGAUGCCGAUGGGGAUGGGAUCCUAAACGUACAGGAUAAUUGUGUGCUGGUCCCCAAUGUGGACCAGAGGAACAUUGAUGAGGACGACCUGGGCGACGCCUGCGACAACUGUCCCGCUGUCAAAAACAAUGAUCAGAAAGACACAGAUCUGGACAAACUUGGGGAUGAAUGUGAUGAUGAUAUUGAUGGUGAUGGCAUCCCUAACCACCUGGAUAACUGCAAAAAAGUUCCCAACCAAGACCAGAUCGAUCGAGAUGGAGACAAGGUUGGAGACUCCUGUGACAGCUGUCCUUAUGUUCCCAACCCAGAUCAGAUGGAUGCAGACAACGACCUGAUUGGAGACCCCUGUGACACCAACAAGGACAGUGAUGGCGACGGUCACCAAGAUUCCCGGGACAACUGCCCAGCUGUCAUCAACAGCUCCCAGUUGGACACUGACAAAGACGGAAAGGGAGACGAGUGCGACGAUGACGACGACAACGACGGCAUCCCAGACCUGCUGCCACCGGGCCCUGACAACUGCCGGCUGAUCCCCAACCCUCUGCAGGAGGACUUGAAUGGUGAUGGUGUGGGGGAUAUCUGUGAGAAGGACUUUGACAACGACACCCUGGUAGACCCCAUUGAUGUUUGUCCUGAAAACGCUGAGGUCACCCUCACCGACUUCAGAGAGUACCAGACGGUUGUUUUAGACCCCGAGGGAGAUGCACAGAUUGACCCUAACUGGGUGGUGCUGAAUCAGGGAAGAGAAAUAGUCCAGACCAUGAACAGUGACCCUGGAUUGGCAGUCGGUUACACAGCUUUCAGCGGUGUGGAUUUUGAAGGAACCUUCCACGUGAAUACGGUAACAGACGACGACUACGCUGGUUUCAUCUUCGGCUACCAGGACAGCUCCAGCUUCUACGUGGUGAUGUGGAAGCAGGUGGAGCAGAUCUACUGGCAGGCCAACCCCUUCAGAGCUGUGGCCCAACCAGGGAUCCAGCUAAAGGCGGUGAAGUCAAACACAGGUCCAGGUGAGAACCUGAGGAACGCCCUGUGGCACACCGGUGACACCUCUGAUCAGGUGAAGCUUCUGUGGAAAGAUGCUCGUAACGUUGGCUGGAAAGACAAGACUUCAUACCGCUGGUUUCUCCAACACCGGCCAGCUGACGGCUACAUCAGAGUUCGCUUCUACGAGGGCCCUGAGAUGGUGGCUGACACAGGGGUCAUCAUAGACGCCACGAUGAGAGGAGGCCGUCUGGGAGUCUUCUGUUUCUCCCAGGAGAACAUCAUCUGGGCCAAUCUGCGCUACCGUUGCAACGACACUCUUCCUGGGGAUUUUGAUGCCUACAGAGCUCAGCAGUUGCAGCCGACAGCCUGAUGAAUGAAUCAGCAUACAUUUAAAAUCCUCAUCUGAUUUGUUCCAGGGUUUUUUUUGCAGCAGUUUUUUCAUCGAAAACUUAAAGUGGGGCAGCACUGACAAAUUUUUUUUCCUUACUGUGAAUAAAAAAUAUGCUCAGCUCCCAAA
Oryzias latipes (Japanese medaka) is the source of this 2477-nucleotide messenger RNA. RefSeq names its product cartilage oligomeric matrix protein (gene comp). Gene Ontology annotation, biological process: cell adhesion. Gene Ontology annotation, molecular function: calcium ion binding. Gene Ontology annotation, cellular component: extracellular region. NCBI's taxonomy places the organism in Eukaryota, Metazoa, Chordata, Actinopteri, Beloniformes, Adrianichthyidae. The record is from RefSeq and is a predicted model, not a curated record.